UCCUCUUCGGGCCUGGUGCAGGUGUAUGUUGGGUACCUAGAGGGUAGAAGUUUCCCACACCUCCCCAGAGAAGGUCUGGGUGCCCUGCCCCAAGCUUCCUAACACAGGACUUCAGUUUCUUGCAGAGGAGAAUUAGGACAGGGAGCAGGCCUGGUGCUGGCUCUGGCUCUCUGCCUCUCCACGUGCUCGUGGCCUCUCCCAGCCUGGUGCUAAGCGGUGUCAUGAGUCUGGACCAGGUUGGAGAUUAAUUCUUGGUCAUGGGGGCACUUCAGGGCUUGGAAGAAGGAGGAGUGUCAGGUCCAAGGUCACCAACAGAGGGGUAGGUGCCAUCCUUGACAUAGCCCUCUUCCUGGGAGCCCAUGACACAGGUGGUCAGGUACCCCCAGCUGGUAAAGCCAGCCAAGAAGGGGGCUGGGACACACCUGGCCUGUGCCAAGCCUUGGCUUCAGUUGCCAGGCUCCAGCUUCCCUGGCUCCUCCUCCCAGCCCCUCCCCUCACCCACAUCCACUUAAUACCCUGACACCCAGUCCGCCCACUGCAGACAUUGGCAUUAGCUGUAGCUAGUGUGGAAACCUGGGAAGACUGGGAGCAAAGCCUCUCGAACAAAGGAAAAGAAGGAUUUGGGGGACCUACCUGCUAGCUUUCCCCAGAGGAGUCUCGGCUGCCACCUGCAGGUCACUUGGGCUCUGGCCAUGUGGCUGCCUCUGCUGCUGGGAGUCUUGAUCUGGGCAGCGCUGUGGUUGUUCAGGGACCGACAGAGCCUGCCCGCCAGCGAUGCUUUCAUCUUCAUCACCGGCUGUGACUCAGGCUUCGGGCGGCUUCUGGCACUGAGACUGGACCAGAGAGGCUUCCGAGUCCUGGCCAGCUGCCUGACCCCCUCAGGGGCAGAGGACCUACAGCGCGUGGCCUCCUCUCGCCUCCACACCACCCUGCUUGAUGUCACUGAGCCCCAGAGUGUCCAGCGGGCGGCCAAGUGGGUGGAAACACAUGUUGGUGAAGCAGGGCUUUUUGGUCUGGUGAAUAAUGCUGGUGUGGCUGGUAUCAUUGGGCCCACGCCGUGGCUCACACGAGAUGAUUUCCAUCGGGUGCUGAGUGUGAAUACGCUGGGUCCCAUCGGGGUCACCCUUGCCCUGCUCCCCCUGCUCCAGCAGGCCAGGGGCCGGGUGGUCAACAUCACCAGUGUUCUGGGUCGCCUGGCAGCCAAUGGUGGGGGCUACUGUGUCUCCAAGUUUGGCCUGGAGGCCUUCUCUGACAGCCUGAGGCGGGAUGUGGCUCCUUUUGGUGUCCGAGUCUCCAUUGUGGAGCCUGGCUUCUUCCAAACCCCUGUGACAAACCUGGAGAGUUUGGAGAACACGCUGCAGGAGUGCUGGGCACGGCUAUCUCCUGACACACAGGCCCACUACGGGGAGGCCUUCCUCACCAAGUACUUUAAAAUGCAGCGGCGCAUCAUGAGCCUGAUCUGUGACCCAGACCUGACCAAGGUGAGCAGGUGCCUGGAGCAUGCCCUGACUGCUCGUCACCCCAGAAUCCGCUACAGCCCAGGCUGGGAUGCCAAGCUGCUCUGGCUGCCGGCCUCCUACUUGCCAGCCAGCCUGGUGGAUGCUGUGCUCACCUGGGUCUUUCCCAAGCCUGCCCAGGCAGUCUGCUGAAUCCAGCCUUCCAGCAAAAGACUGUUUCAGUCCCCACCCGGGUACUGCCUGGUACUGGUACAAAAUAAGUACUGAAUAAAUGUGUAUUGUUAAAAAAAAA
This is a messenger RNA of Neofelis nebulosa (Clouded leopard), 1749 nucleotides long. RefSeq names its product retinol dehydrogenase 5 (gene RDH5). The transcript is spliced from 5 exons. NCBI's taxonomy places the organism in Eukaryota, Metazoa, Chordata, Mammalia, Carnivora, Felidae. The record is from RefSeq and is a predicted model, not a curated record. Bases 693 to 1649 code for a protein of 318 amino acids.